Molecule: messenger RNA, 1778 nt
Organism: Silurus meridionalis
Lineage: Eukaryota; Metazoa; Chordata; Actinopteri; Siluriformes; Siluridae
Gene: il34
Product: interleukin 34
Exons: 7
Coding region: 391-1023 (210 amino acids)
Biological process (GO): positive regulation of protein phosphorylation; positive regulation of monocyte differentiation; positive regulation of macrophage differentiation
Molecular function (GO): cytokine activity; macrophage colony-stimulating factor receptor binding
Source: RefSeq, a predicted model, not a curated record
UUCGCGCUGAGCAAACGAACAGAUCAGUACUGUGCUGUGGGUCAGUGACGGGUUAAGGUGUAAAGUGAAAGUAAAAAAAGGUCCCGCUUAGCGCACAGACCACUGAAACGCACACUCGGCGGGUCAACGCUGAAAAACCAAUAAGAACGGCGUGGGAAUUUCCAGGUCUUUUUGCACGAUUUCGAGACGGAGAAGGGAGAUCACACCCGAAGCCGGAUACGACCACUUGACUGAGCGCAGAGAGCUGUGGCGCGAUCAGACGCAGGCAGGCGUCGAACAACCUCAUCGAAAAGCCUGAUUGAGAGAGGCUGCAGACAUUUGCACUUGAACUUUGAAAGGGUCUGCAUUUGGAUUUUACUUAGGUGUGGAGAGCAGAGCUUCAGCAGAAGCAUGAUCUUGUUUGAGUCUUGGCUGCCUAAGUGGCUUCUGGUUUUCCCUAUAGGACUGUUGUGGGCAUUACCAAUCUGGGUGAACUCUCACACACCUGAGUUCUGUACAUCUCUGGAAACUCUGAAAGAUCAGCUCAAUUCAUCAUUAAGGAGACGAUAUUUGAAACAUAACUUUCCUAUUAACUACACAAUUCAAGUGCAUUAUGAAGAGGUCUUCAGACUGAAAAAUAUCAGUAGGAUGAUGAAUGAAACUGAAGAUGUGAGGGAUCUCCAGGAUUUGUGGGUCAAGGUCACUGUUAAUAGCAUAGAGAGGAUAUUGACAGUGCUGCCAGAGAGGCACCCAACACGUUAUAAAUACCUUAAUAACCUUGAUUCCCUUUUUAAAACCAUCCAAGAAAGCUACCCAAAGCGGAACUCUGAUGAGGUAGAUUAUCCAGAAAGCAUCGAGAAGGCUUUAGAAAGCUUGCAGUCAACGGACCUUCAAAGGAUGAAAUCUGUCACACCCAAAUCCUUAUUUGAUAACUGCUAUCGGACUAUGCACUGCUUAUUUCAAGACUGCUUCCCAAGAAACUCAAGCCAAAAUGACUACUGCAGUGCUCAACACUGGAGAAAGGGGAAAGGAACACAGGGAUGAAUGACAGUUCCAUAAAACAGGAGUUUCUACUGAGUAAAUGCAUAAAGGCCACAGCUGUUUAUUAGUUUACCAGCAUACAAGCAAUCCAUUCUUACCUCUAACCAUUCUCCAUCCACCAUCCAUCCAUCCAUCCAUAUAUAUGCUGUAAUAUAUACAUAUAUUUAUAGUAACACGAGCACAGUUGUAUGUAUGUGUGUUGAGUUGAGCAAACCAUGAAUUUCCUUCUAUCUACUAUCGCUAUUGCAACUAUUUGCCCUCAUUCACACUGUCUAAAAGGAAUUUAAUUAUGUUUUUGAUUAUUUCUGGGAAAAAUAUCAAUAUAUUAUAUGCGUCUGUGCUAUGAUCUUCUAUAUGUUAAAGAAGUGAGCACACACACACACACACACACACACACACAUACACAUUAUAUAUAUAUAUAUAUAUAUAUAUAUAUAUAUAUAUAUAUAUAUAUAUAUAUAUAUAUAUAUAUAUAUAUAUAUAUACAAUUAGAUAUAUUAGAUACUGUAUAUAUAAUUAGAUGCAGAUGUUUUGUUGACUGCUGGCUUAGUCAACAAAUUCCUGUUUUCUUUGCUGUUCUGCAUUUCUUACAAUGUUUUUUAAAUGUAGUAAUACUUUUUUAACGUGUUUUACUUUUUGAAAGUGUUUUAAUAUUUUUAUUUUUAUUUUGUGCGUGCGUGCGUGUAUGUGUUAUUUAUUUUGGGAAUAUUGUAGUAAUCAUGCAGACGAAGGAAAAAAAUAAAUAUUCAUCUGGCGCC